Messenger RNA from Puma concolor (puma), 501 nucleotides. RefSeq names its product golgin A7 family member B (gene GOLGA7B). Gene Ontology annotation, cellular component: palmitoyltransferase complex. NCBI's taxonomy places the organism in Eukaryota, Metazoa, Chordata, Mammalia, Carnivora, Felidae. The record is from RefSeq and is a predicted model, not a curated record. Gene Ontology annotation, biological process: protein targeting to membrane; peptidyl-L-cysteine S-palmitoylation.
AUGCCUCCUCAGGUCCAUAAUCUGCAGGAGCUGCGGCGAAGUGCCUCAUUGGCCACCAAGGUCUUUAUCCAGAGAGACUACAGUGAUGGGACCAUCUGUCAGUUCCAGACCAAAUUCCCCCCGGAGCUGGACAGCCGGAUUGAGCGGCAGCUCUUUGAGGAGACCGUGAAGACCCUCAACAGCUUCUACGCGGAGGCGGAGAAGAUCGGGGGCAGCUCCUACCUUGAGGGCUGCCUGGCCUGUGCCACGGCCUACUUCAUCUUCCUCUGCAUGGAGACCCACUACGAGAAGGUUCUCAAGAAGAUCUCCCGCUACAUCCAGGAGCAGAACGAGAAGAUCUUUGCCCCUCGAGGCCUCCUGCUCACUGACCCCGUGGAGCGCGGGAUGCGGGUCAUCGAGAUCUCCAUCUACGAGGACCGGUGCAGCAGCGGCAGCUCCAGCAGCGGCAGCAGCUCCGGCAGCGGCAGCAGCGGCGGGGGCGGCGGGGCGGGGGCCCGGUGA